Gymnogyps californianus (California condor) is the source of this 896-nucleotide messenger RNA. It is a transcript of the gene DNAAF19, whose product is annotated as coiled-coil domain containing 103. Bases 1 to 750 code for a protein of 249 amino acids. The record is from RefSeq and is a predicted model, not a curated record. Gene Ontology annotation, cellular component: outer dynein arm. Gene Ontology annotation, biological process: determination of left/right symmetry; epithelial cilium movement involved in extracellular fluid movement; inner dynein arm assembly. The transcript has 3 exons. Lineage: Eukaryota; Metazoa; Chordata; Aves; Accipitriformes; Cathartidae.
AUGGAGGCGGACGGAGCCCUCGACCCCAGGGCGCUGGAGCGGGAGCUGCGGGCGGCGGUGGCGGCCGACGAGAGGCGGGAAAGGGAGAACGAUGCCAAGCUGCGGGCCGUGCGCCAGCGCGUCCCCUCCUACGAGGAGUUCAGGAACAUUGUGCUGGCAUCACACCUGAAGCCCCUAGAGAAAAAGGACAAGAUGGGUAAGAGGAGGAACGUGCUGUGGAAUCCCUGUGCAGCCCACGCCAAGGCCCCGCAAGCCAGCAACGUGGAAAUACCUCAGGAACUGGAUCAACUGCCCAGAACCUCUGCUGAAUUUUACAGAGAUUGGCGCAGAUGCUUAAAAAGUGGAACAGAAAAAUACCAGUUUUUGCUUGAACUUGGAGGGAAGGCCUUGGGCAGAAUCUUUCAGGCUGACUUGAGCUUUGGCCUCCUGGGUGAAUUCCUUACAGUGCUGGCAGAGAACGUCUGUCAUGAAGACAGAGAUGCCAUCCUUCAGAUCUUACAGAGCCUUUCGGGCACCAAGCGCUUCGGGUUAAACGUGGAUCUUCUGAGCGAGUCGGAGAAGGAGAGCAGCAGGGAUUUGUUUAGGAAGCUGCGGAGCAUGAGCAGGGAUUAUUGGACCGCUGGCCAUCCCAGCAGCCCAGCCGGCUGCGAAGCAGAGAGGGAAGCCCACCUCAUGGACUCUAGCUUGCAAAAGGAAACUGAGCAGGAAAGGAUAGUGAUGGAGCUGAUGAAAUGUUACCAGGUCAAGUGAAGGAGCAGAAGCACCAGGGUCACGCAGAAACAGAGUGCAAAAGAGGCUCAAAGCUUGACUUUGGCAUCACCGUGCGAGACGGAUAAAUCGGAUACUUAUGGAGCACUUCUGUACGUUUCUCUGUACCUGGGAGCCACCCAGAGCAA